CAGACGUUUGUGGUUUUAGUCCCCUUUCAAGAGGGUGAACAUGACUCGCGCCUGAACGAAAUGUCAGAUUAGCUUUCAUUUGGAUCAAGUACUCACGCCUAGUUGUUAUCGCACACGCAACUGGGUGAUAGUUUGAUAAUUUAAAGGCUCAGAUUAACCUUUUUUUUGUUUUUUUUUGUUUUUUAAAUCAGCUUUCCAAUUUGGCUUCUUUUUUCUUUUUCUGUAAGACCGUUCACACAUACUGAAACAAAGUGGAUUUAACAGUGGCUACGUGGUUUCCCCGCACUCCAAGAUGCUUCUGGUCUCCCAGCGGCUAGACUCACCUCGCAUGGACCCAUUAUUGUCAGGAUCCCUGAAGAGGAAAUUGACUGGGGCUGUGGAGGGUUCUGCAUCACUAAACGGGGUCUCUGACACAUCUAUGACCCAGGGAGGUGCCAAAAGACUAUGCCUAGAAGAUGUCACACUUGCAAUGUGCCCCAGCUACCCUCAAUCCACUUUCUCAUCUGGGAUAUGCAGCCAGGGAGGUGUACUGGAAGGCAACAGACUCAAUAGUAACAACAACAAUUUGGGUUCUCCAUAUUCUGUACCCCCAACUGCUAGUCCUGGAUCAACUUCAGGAGGUGGAGGAGGCUCAGGGGGUUUGACGAAUAACUUCAAUCCAAAUGGGAGUUCAGCCACUCCUUCAGUUGAACAGGAGCUGCAGGAGAUUUUGGAUGAACUUACAAAUAACCCUGAUCCCUCUUUACCAGAGCUUGACAUUGAGAAGAUCUUGGGAAAAGAGAACGAUGACCAGGCAAGUAGUACUGGAGGCUUUGUCCACCCGGAUGGUAACGGGACCCCCAAAAGGUCCCCACAGAGACAGUCACAUCUGGAGGCCCACCUCACUCAAUCCCCUGGUUUCUCUCAGGCUGGUUCCUCUCAGGUGGGUCCAAGUCCCGCAGGGGCACCUUACACCCUACCACACCCUUCCAAACCAGUUCCAUCUCCACUCUCCGCAUCACCCCUAUCUUCAUCCUCUUCACAAGGGCAGAACAAAGCACGGUCACCCAUGCUUUCUGCGGCCCUAUCAAGCCGGCCUGGAUCCAACUGGCAUGAGGUAAAUCGGGCCCAACAGCUUCAGCAGAUGGCGUCAAAUAAUAAGCACUAUUCUAAAAACAGUGCUGGUCAGCCACAUGCCCAAUCAGGGCUAUCAGGAUUAGGCCAGCAAGGCACCUCAUGGGCUGGUCCUUCUCCACCCUACCGACCAGGGGACAAACUGCCUAACUCCUCUCCUCACCAGCAGCCCUUCAGUCCAGCAGGUAAUAUUCAAAGCCCCCAGAGCUCUCUUAUCUCUAGCAUGGCUCCAGCCCCAUCUACAGGACCUUCACCACCCUACAGACCAGAAAAGCUAGCCAGUCCGGCAAUUGCUCAACCUCCUUUCAGCCCCCAGAACAGCCUUCUUUCUGGAAAUGCCCCAUCAGGAGGGUCAGUUACUACCAUCCAAGGUUCUCAGGCAAGUUACCUCCCUGGUGUGGCCCCAACGUCAAGCAGCACUCGACCAUCACCUCCGUACCGACCAGAUAAACACCCGAACCCAGCUGGGCAGUGCCAACCAGGGACACAACCCCCCACCCAAGGACAUCUUUUCAACUCACAAAAUAAUCAAGUACCUGGAAUGUCUAGUCAGCUGUUCAAGGCCAUCACAUCCACCCAGCCACCCAACAGCCUACUCAUGCAGGCACGAACAGCACAGGGAAAACCCUCACAGCUGCAAAUAAGCAAGAACAACACAGGUAGUAUGGGCCCAGAGCCUUACUCCUUCAACAACACCAAGCCAUUACGACAUUUUGACCCUGAUCCCUCUGUGACAAAACUGGGUCCUCUGGGUGUGGGAGGAUACCGCAGUGCUAGCAUGCAGUCCUCACCACCCACAUCAGCCACAGGACAUGCUCAUCUGUUGCCGCAGCGCAUGCAAAGGGGGAUGCAGGCAGGUGGCCUUAUGCCUCACUGCAGAGAUGAUCAAGGGGCAGGAAUGAUGCCACAUCUUCAGGACUCUCCAUCAGCAGUGCCACGGCAGCCCCAGGGUAACAACUACAACCUUCUACUGAAGAAUCAGCUAUUAAACAAGCAGCUUCAGCAGCAGGAAAAGCAAAGGCAAAUGGAGCACAUGAAUGGAGGUCAGAUAACAGACUGCCAACAGGUGGCACCAUUUCAAGGUCCAGGUCGACCACUCCCUCCGGAGUGUGGUGGUUAUGCUAUGGGGCCUUCUCAACAGCCCAAUUCUAACAUACUGUCCCAUAGCGGCUCUCUACCCACAAAUCGAAUGGGUCUUUCCUCUGGCUCUAUGUCCCAGAUGGGCCCCAACGUCGGAGGAUAUAUGUGUAGCAAAGGCUCAAAACAAACCCUCUGCCACCCUUCACAAGACUUUGGAAUGGCAAUGCAGCCAGGCCAGAUUAUAAUGGGAAUGGGUGGACCUCCACGUCAACCGCUACACCCAGCUCACGGUGUGACCCGACCAGGUAUGCCAUGUCCCAACAUAACACGGGGUCCUUUGCCAACUCACCACCUACGGCAGGCAUUGCACCAAGGUGGAGCUCUUCCUUCACGUAUGAUGUUCCCUUCUCAGCAGCAACCCUCAUCACAAUCCCAGCUUUGGCAGCACCAACAGGGGAUGCAACCACAUAUGGACCCUGCUACCCUCCAACAUCCCUUCCCCAGUGGAGGAGCCCCACCUGGUUGUGGGGGAUCUCAGUUUCCACAGCGAUCCACCAUGGCAGGUAUGCCAGCCAACUUCCCCGUUGCCCGUCCUCCCCCUAACCAGGUAGCCUCUGGUCUGAUUGGCAGACAGGACCAGAAGAUGCCCACCGGCCAGCCGCUCCCCUCCAUAUCUCAACAAAGCUUCAGAAUCCGAGGUCCACUUUCCGCCCUUGCUGUUAUGAAACCUGGAGGUCCUUCUAUGAUGCACCCAGCUCAUGGCAUGGCUCCUCCGAGCUACCAGACUGCUUCUGCAGGCAAACAUUGCCCACAACAGGGCUACGGCCCUGGACAUAAACAUCCCUCCUUCGACUACACCCAGCAGCAUCAGAGCAAUGGUGGAAUGGGACUACAAAGGCCUGGGGGAGGAGGUGCUGGUGGGGAGGUGGACUUCAUAGACACUCUGGUGGGCAGCAAUGAAGACUGGCUUAACAAUCUCACCAUGAUUGAUGAAUACCUUGAGCAAAACUCGUAGAGACAAUAGAUUGAGGGCUUCCUCGGUUUUGAAAAUCACUACAAGCAGUGCCAGAACUAAUGUUCUAGGGUCAUCGCUCUGUAAGGUUCUAAACCUUAUUGUCAGGGCUUGCAUUAGUGAGAAUGUAUUGGUGGAAAUGAUGCACUGCUAAGCUCUCUGAAAUGGUUUUGGCACCCUAGUCUAUAAAAAGACUUAAAAGGGUGGAGGGGCGAUCAAAUUGGCCCAUUUUAUAAGAUUCCCUUUCAUUUCAUAUGAUUUGGCAACAACUGCUCAAGGGUUGCUCUUUCAGUGCUUUUUGCACAAUAUUAGGACAAUAUUGUAAUUAUCUUUAAGUUUAAUAUGGAGUGAAACACUGAUUUAUGAAUACUUGGCCUUUCCCUAGCAUUGUAAAUAAAGUUCUCAUGGGAUGUGGUAACAGUAUUGUCUCAAGUCAGACCAGGCAAAUAUGUGUAGUUUUUCAUGAUAAUUGAAAAGCAUUUACAGUCAUUUCUGUGAUGAACUAUUUGAGGGUAUUUCAAAAGGGGCUUGUUCUGUGCAUAAAGUAUUUGUAAAGUAUGGUUUCUUAAACUGUAACAUACAAAAGAGAAGUACACAUAUUUAUGCUUCUUUUCUGUGGAUAAAUUCCUCAGAGGUUCCCUGUACAUAAUUAUCAAAAUGAUAAAUAAAAUGAUGCAAUGAUGUAAAGAAAUAAGCAACACAUUGAAAUGUUGUACACUAGGAAACUCUAUUGUAAUUUGUAUUAUGCAAGACAGUAUGGUUAGUUUUGGAGUAAUACUAUGUAUUACAGUGUUCAAAAAACUGUUAUGUUUUUGACAUAACUGGACUUCUGGUACUCCUGUCCGGCUCAUGAGGGAUUUCUUUUUUUUUUUUUUUUUUUAAUUGUGAGGUUUGGAGUAUAGUAUUUAUCAACCUUGUUAGAUCAUUUUAUUCUAACACUAAUUGCACAAAGUCCAAAAAUUCCCUUACUUGCAUCAUAUUGCUAUAGCAUAAUACAUUUUACACUAGAUACCAGUGUCUUUGUAAUAAUCCGUUCCAUCUGACAAGAUAUGAAAUGGGGAUCUUAAGGAUCCUGAAGUUUUCUGAAAAAAGGACUCUUGUCAGCAAAUUUAGGAAUGUCUUUUGUAAGUGCACAGCAGCUACACUGCAAUCACAGCUUUAAUGUAGCAGCAGAGAGACAAAAAAAAUCACACCACCUAUUAUGUAUUACAAGAGCGACACCUGUCACAGUAAGUGCAUCAGUCCUACAGUCCUUUGUGCCAGAGUCCUGGGUUUCCAGUAGUUCGUGACCAUGUAGUUGAGGCCAUGAACAUUCAGACAUUCUGAUUUGUUAUUAAUUGUGA
Molecule: messenger RNA, 4548 nt
Organism: Myxocyprinus asiaticus (Chinese sucker)
Lineage: Eukaryota; Metazoa; Chordata; Actinopteri; Cypriniformes; Catostomidae
Product: protein pygopus-like
Exons: 5
Coding region: 293-3208 (971 amino acids)
Biological process (GO): regulation of transcription by RNA polymerase II
Cellular component (GO): nuclear body
Source: RefSeq, a predicted model, not a curated record